AUGUCCAAAUCAGAUCGAACAUCUCGACAUCAAAGUGGCAGGACUUGGCAAGAUCAUCAAAUUUGUUACCUGUAUAGCUUGCAACAUCCAUCCCCGCCUUUCAUGAGAAAAAAAAAACUGCAACGCGCGAGAAAAGGUGGACAAGCUUCAAUCUAUCCCCUCGGUCACUUGGGUCUUAGACCUUGGAUUGAAAGCGGGGUUGUGCAGAGGGAGGCCAUAUUAUUGCUACGAGAGGACUUCGAAGGAAGAACCGAGCCAAGCCCAGUCCAGUACGUUUACAUGACUCCGGGACCCUAUCCGCCAUUACAACUCGCUGGCCCGGAACCAGGCGACAAAGAGGCUGGAGGUGGGAGAGGGAUGAUUCGUCCAUCAAUGAUCACUUCGAUGAAAGGAUCGGGAGCGACGGACUCUCCUAAGGGUGCAGAAGGGAUUCUGGGGAUCUGGGGAAUAUCGGUGCCAGUGACGUCAACGGUGGCGUCGGUACACACCUCGCACCUUGUGCUCCAUUAUCAUGGUGGUGAUUUGACAGGCACGUGCAUUGCUUAUCGAGAUAGCACUAUCGAAUCAAGCUCCUGGUGGUCUUUUCCGAAUUGGAGUUUGGAUAUCCCCAAGUCACUAACACUGCGCCAACAUUCAUCGUCCAUCCAAACCUCAACAAACAUGGACCAGUACAUCAGCGAUGAGCGAUAG
Molecule: messenger RNA, 690 nt
Organism: Cantharellus anzutake
Lineage: Eukaryota; Fungi; Basidiomycota; Agaricomycetes; Cantharellales; Hydnaceae
Exons: 3
Coding region: 1-690 (229 amino acids)
Source: RefSeq, a predicted model, not a curated record